CGUCAAAUUGUUUUUUUAAAGGCAUUUCCAGCCGCAAGUGACUUAAUUGUCCACAAGGGGGCGGCAAUAAUGGCGAGUCCAAAAAAAGAUGAGAGUAAACACGCCCAGGUGGAAGUGGAAGUGGAAGUGACCCUUCCGCCGCUGCAAAGCCGCACAUCUUCUUUCGGGGGCGAGUUGGGAGUUUUUUCCCGCCAAGGAUGGGAGCAGGGGUGGCACCGCGCGGGUUCUUAAAGAGCAAAUGUGCGGACUCUGAGGACAAGCAGACCUCUGCAGCAGGAUGGAGGAGCACAGGACACCAGCAGCGUGGACGAGCACACUCGCCCCGUGGAUGCUGGUCUCGCUGGCCCUGGUGCAGGUCGCGGCCCCCAACCCGUCCCCCCUGGCGGGCUCCAACUGGGGCAGCCCGCGCAGGUACGUCCACCUGCAGACCUCCACGGAGCUCAGCAACUUCUACUUGGAGAUCAAACUGGACGGAACCGUGCGAAAGACCCCCAGCAGGGGUCCCUACAGUACGUGGGCAUUCACGCACGCACGAUUCACUCAUCUUUCAUGUGUUCACACUGUUGCAUGCUGGGUGUUCGCAGGCGUCGUCACGCUGAAGGCCGAUACCAGGGAGCGUCUCGCCAUCCUGGGCGUCAAGAGCAGCCGAUAUCUUUGCAUGGACUUGGAUGGAACACCUUUCACCUCAUCGGUGUGUCUCCGUGACGACUGUCUGUUUGACCACAAACUGCUGGAGAACAACCGGGACGUGUUCUACUCCAGUCGGACCGGCAUCUUGUUCAACCUGGAAGGUUCCCGCCAGGUGUUCUCUGCGGGCCUCAACCUGCCGCAGACUUCGCUCUUCCUGCCCAAGAAGAGCACCGUGCCUCUGGAGCGCCUCCUGCUGCACAGGGAGAAGAGGAACCGCCUGCCGGACGUGGUCGAGGCCUCGGACUCCAGGGCCGAGCCGGAGCUAGAGCAAGAGGCGGAGGUCGGGGAUGAAGGGAGGAACGCGUCCUGGGAGAUCCUUCCAGACCCGCCGGCGCCACACGACCCGUGGAGCGUUCACUCGGCUAACCCCGCCAGCCCCAGGAGCACCGGAACCGUGGGAUGACCUUUGACCUGUGAGUGUCUCCUUUUGUCCUCACAAGUCCAAACUUUUAUGAGCGACUUGACUCGGUGGACCCUUUUUUUGCACACUUCAUGUACAUUUAGGGUAAAUAUGACGAUUAUUCAGAAGAAAUACUUGAUCAAAGGCUUGAGAUGAUUGUACAUUUUCAGGCAACAUUGGGCACACCUGCAACACAAUGACUAUAUUCACUCAAUAUUUCACCACUUAUUUUUAACAACAAAACACUGCAGCAUAAAUUCAUACGUCAACAUUUAAAUCCCAGUUGUUUUGGAGCAGGUGUGCCUAAUGAAAAGUCACAAAGAAGUGAUGUAAAUAUUAAUUUGUACACUGAAAAGUUUAUGUAGAUUUUACGGUAAAAAAAAAGAGGCAGCUCACUCACCAGAAUUUACUGUAAAACCAGAGGUGGUACCGUUUUUCCAUUUACAGUAAUGCACUGUAAAAACGGUUUUAAAAAAAAAAGGCAUUUACCCACCAUACAUUUUACAUUAAAAUUAUGGUGACUGAGCUGCCAAUUUUUACUGUAAAAUCGAAUUAUUAUUUUUUUUAUAAAAGUGUAAUGCUUUGUAUACUUUUUCUAGCGCUUCGAAACACACAAAGAACACAACGGAAACAUUUGCCAUUCAAUGAAGAGUAUUUAUUUAUUUAAAUACAUUCUUUAUUUAUGCUAUUUAUACAUACAGUAUAUCAUGAAUGAGUGUUGGAGCAAAAAUAA
Messenger RNA from Entelurus aequoreus (snake pipefish), 1823 nucleotides. It is a transcript of the gene fgf23, whose product is annotated as fibroblast growth factor 23. The record is from RefSeq and is a predicted model, not a curated record. The coding region runs from base 278 to 1093 and encodes 271 amino acids. Lineage: Eukaryota; Metazoa; Chordata; Actinopteri; Syngnathiformes; Syngnathidae. Gene Ontology annotation, biological process: regulation of cell migration; fibroblast growth factor receptor signaling pathway; positive regulation of protein phosphorylation. The transcript has 2 exons. Gene Ontology annotation, cellular component: cytoplasm. Gene Ontology annotation, molecular function: type 1 fibroblast growth factor receptor binding; growth factor activity.